AUGUCUCAAUCCCCUUCACCGUCUCUCCGGAAGAGAGGCGGAAAGAAGGAGGCAUCCCCUGGACCCUCAGAUGUCUCCUCUCCUUAUCCCACCAACCAGGGUGCAACCCCCAAGCCUCAGUCAGAAUGGGAUUAUAGGCUGGCCAUAACGGUUCUGACUGUGCUGGCAUUCAUCACCCGGUUCUAUAGGAUCUCAUACCCCGAUGAAGUUGUCUUCGACGAGGUGCACUUCGGAAAAUUCGCCUCGUACUACCUUCAACGCACGUACUUCUUCGAUGUUCACCCUCCAUUUGGCAAGCUUCUCUUCGCGGCGAUGGGCUGGCUCGUCGGUUAUGAUGGCCACUUCUUGUUUGAGAACAUCGGCGACUCGUAUAUCGAUAACAAAGUUCCCUAUGUCGCUCUUCGCGCCUUACCCGCAACGCUCGGCGCCCUAACGGUCCCCGUGGUGUUCUUGAUCAUGUGGGAGUCGGGAUACUCGCUGCCGGCUUGCGUUCUAUCCGCUGGGCUUGUGUUGUUUGACAAUGCGCACAUCGCUGAGGACAGAUUGAUCCUUCUGGAUGCCACCUUGGUCAUCACAAUGGCUCUGAGCAUUCUGUGCUACGUUCGCUUCUACAAGCUGCGCCACGAACCCUUCGGCCGGAAGUGGUGGAAGUGGCUGCUUCUGACGGGUGUGUCUCUCAGCUGCGUCAUCUCUACCAAGUAUGUCGGUGUUUUCACUUUCGUGACCAUCGGCGCUGCGGUCAUGGUCGACUUGUGGAAUCUGUUGGAUAUUCGCCGUCCCGCCGGCGCUCUCAGCAUGCUGGAGUGGACCAAGCACUUCGCAGCCCGUGCCUUUGGCCUUAUCAUUGUGCCUUUCUUCUUCUAUCUAUUCUGGUUCCAGGUCCAUUUCGCCAUCCUGACCCGCUCCGGUCCUGGUGAUGACUUUAUGACCCCUGAAUUCCAGGAAACCCUCAGCGAUAAUGCCCUGGCGGCCGAGUCCAUCGGAAUCCAGUACUAUGACGCUAUCACCAUUCGACACAAGGACACUAAGGUGUUCCUCCACAGUCACUGGGAACGGUACCCGCUUCGCUAUGACGAUGGACGUAUUUCCAGCCAGGGCCAGCAGGUCACGGGAUACCCGUUCAAUGAUACUAACAACCAAUGGCAAAUCAUUCCCACAGUGCCUCUGGAAGACAAUGACGGCCAGGGCCGCAGUGUGAAGAACGGCGACCUCGUCCAGCUGCUUCACUUAGGCACCGACUCGAUCCUACUGACCCAUGAUGUUGCCUCCCCCUUUUAUCCGACCAACCAGGAGUUCACGACUGUGGCCAAGGAUGUGGCCAGUGGCGAGAGACAUAACGAGACCUUGUUCGAGAUCAAGAUUGAGAAUGGCAAGGCCGGUCAGGAAUUUAGAACUUUGUCAAGCCACUUCAAAUUGGUUCAUUUCCCCACCCGAGUGGCUAUGUGGACACACACAACUCCUUUGCCCGAGUGGGGCUUUAAGCAAGCCGAGAUCAACGGUAACAAGAACGUCCUUCAAGCCAGCAACCUGUGGUACGCGGAGUCCAUCGAGUCGCUGGAGGAAGACAGCCCUCGCAGGCAGAAGGAAGAACGCAAAGUGAAACAACUGCCCUUCCUUCGGAAGUACCUGGAGCUUCAGCGCGCCAUGUUCUUCCACAACAAUGCCUUGACCAGCAGCCACCCAUACGCGAGUGAGCCUUUCCAGUGGCCAUUCCUUUUGCGAGGUGUCAGCUUCUGGACCAAGAAUGAUACCCGUGAACAGAUAUAUUUCCUGGUUUGGGGACUUGGUGCUCGUUCCCGCCUGUACAACAGCACUGGCUUCCUCUUCCUCUGCUGGGGAGCCCACUACUUCCCCUUCUGGUUGAUGGGUCGUCAGCGAUUCUUGCAUCACUACCUUCCCGCUCACCUUGCCUCCUGCCUUGUGACGGGUGCUCUGAUUGAGUUCAUUUUCAACCUCCAGCCAGUCCAAGCCGUUGUCGAUAGCGAGGUUGACCCAUCGGGCAAGUCCAAGUCUGUCCGUCCCCGUCAUUUCGUAACGGCCAAGGAACGGAUGAGCCGCAAGUCUCUUGUUGCGGGCUGGAUCGCCGCCAUUUCUAUUCUGGCCAUCACUGUCUGGGGCUUUUGGUUCUAUGCACCCCUGACUUAUGGUACCCCGGGCUUGGACGUUGCUGGUGUAAACGCACGUCGCUGGCUGGGCUAUGACCUCCACUUCGCCAAAUAA
This is a messenger RNA of Aspergillus bombycis, 2220 nucleotides long. It is a transcript of the gene pmt4, whose product is annotated as dolichyl-phosphate-mannose-protein mannosyltransferase. Gene Ontology annotation, cellular component: endoplasmic reticulum; membrane. The coding region runs from base 1 to 2220 and encodes 739 amino acids. Lineage: Eukaryota; Fungi; Ascomycota; Eurotiomycetes; Eurotiales; Aspergillaceae. The transcript is spliced from 3 exons. Gene Ontology annotation, molecular function: dolichyl-phosphate-mannose-protein mannosyltransferase activity. The record is from RefSeq and is a predicted model, not a curated record. Gene Ontology annotation, biological process: protein O-linked glycosylation via mannose.